UAUUAGAAGAAUUUAAAAAAAUGGGUUUUGGAAUAGAAAAUGAAGGUAAUGAGGAUUCAACGCCUUUGGGAACUGAAAUAAGCUUCAUUAAGAAUAUUUCGGCUGAAGUAGGACAAACCGAAGAAUUAAAUCGUUCUCUACCUAAUAUUGAAGAAGAGCUUAAUAAAGUAUGA
Molecule: messenger RNA, 173 nt
Organism: Funneliformis mosseae
Lineage: Eukaryota; Fungi; Glomeromycota; Glomeromycetes; Glomerales; Glomeraceae
Source: the annotation of a GenBank genome assembly